ACGGCAUUUUACAUACCGCCGUUGAUUAUGGGUAGUGCAUAAACGUUUUAGCAGUGUUGAAAAGUGUUUGUUUGCUCGUCUGUUAUUGUAUCGAUCUCUAUUCCUAUAUUUUGUCAGCAUCAUCGUAAAUAAAAGGUCCAACAAAAUGUAUAAGCCGGAAACGAGUUAUGAAGAAUUCUUGAAGUCAGAACAAGAAAAGUAUCCGGAAUUAAAUUUAAAAGACAUCGAGGCGCUAAAAGAGCGAUUGAAAGAAAACACUGAUUUACCUCCUAUACGAGAAAAAUUAAUCGUCAUGUUCCUCCACAGUAGUUACUUUGAUGUGGACGUGGCGUAUAACACAAUCGUUGCUAAUUACAAGUACCGUAAAGAACUGCCACAAGUUUUUGAAAAUUACGAUCCAUCGUCUGAAGAUAUGAAACAGGUCUUCGACAGCAUGAGCAUUUCGAUAGUGUACAAUCCAAGUACUGGCAAACAAGAGCGCAUCCUUUACACAAAUUUCAAAAGUACCGAUCCUCGAGAAUACGAUUACGUGCGUUGUGUUAGAUACUUUUUUAUGAUGUUGGAAUAUUUGAUGGUUACAAGUGGCACAUUUGACGGGCUGGUAUUAACAAUGAACAGUAAAGGCGUAUGUUGGCGGCAUAUUACCAAGACGCCGAUGAAUACAAUGAAAAAAUUACUCGGAUUCGUACAAGAAGCAUUGCCAGUGCGACUUAAAGAAGUGCAUGUUUUAAAUGCUGGAUCAAUAAUUAGUAUGCUAUUUAACAUAAUAAGACCGUUUAUGAAGAGUAAUCUUAUGAACCUGUUGAAAGUUUUUCCUGAGAAUUCAACCGAAAUUUUCAAUCACGUACCCAUCGAUAUAAUGCCGCAAGAAAUGGGGGGCAAUGGAAAAUCACAUUAUGAAUAUACUGAAGAAACGUACAAUCAAAUGCUCUCUGCUCGUGAUUAUAUUUUGUCUCUAUAAAUUAAUAAUUCAACUAUGAAAUCAUAUUUGUUUUUUUAUAUAAUGCGCUAACAAUGAAAUCAUACAUGAUACAUGCUACGGAGUAGAUAUAA
This is a messenger RNA of Myzus persicae (green peach aphid), 1053 nucleotides long. RefSeq names its product alpha-tocopherol transfer protein-like. The transcript is spliced from 7 exons. The record is from RefSeq and is a predicted model, not a curated record. The coding region runs from base 146 to 961 and encodes 271 amino acids. Gene Ontology annotation, cellular component: membrane. Lineage: Eukaryota; Metazoa; Arthropoda; Insecta; Hemiptera; Aphididae. Gene Ontology annotation, molecular function: phosphatidylinositol bisphosphate binding.